Molecule: messenger RNA, 801 nt
Organism: Cloeon dipterum
Lineage: Eukaryota; Metazoa; Arthropoda; Insecta; Ephemeroptera; Baetidae
Gene: Rrp46
Product: exosome complex component Rrp46
Exons: 4
Coding region: 41-721 (226 amino acids)
Biological process (GO): poly(A)-dependent snoRNA 3'-end processing; rRNA catabolic process; nuclear mRNA surveillance
Cellular component (GO): nucleolus; nuclear exosome (RNase complex); cytoplasmic exosome (RNase complex)
Source: RefSeq, a predicted model, not a curated record
GCCGUCUGCUCUGUUUGUUUACAAACACAAUUUCGAAGCCAUGAACAGUAACAGCUCGAACGGGACGCAUUCGGACGAGAAGGAGGAGUGCUCAGUGCGUCCGAUCCUCUGCGAACUCGGCGUCAUCACCAGGCCAGAUGGCUCGGCAAUCCUUACACAAGGACACACUGUGGUGAUGUCGGCGGUGUACGGCCCGUCCGAGGUGCGAAUGCAGCGGCUGCAGGUGGACCGGGCGUACGUGGACACGGUGUUCCGGCCCAAGGCGGGCGUGCCCAACACCAGCGACCGGCUGCGCGAGACCAUCAUCCGGGACACUUGCGAGACGGCCAUGAUCGCCACCCUGUACCCGAGGACGACCAUUUCGGUCAUCCUCCAGGAGAUGGAGGACUCAGGAGGAUUGCUCGCGUGUUCGAUCAACGCCAGUUGCUUGGCCCUGAUGGACUCCGGGGUGUCCAUGAAAUUCCUGUUCGCGGCCGUCACCUGCGGCGUCACGGAAGACAACCUGAUCAUCGUCGAUCCGGACGCUGAUAAACUCAAAGAGUGCAAAGCGAGCCUGACGUUCGCCUUUGACAGCAUCAACAAAAACGUGAUCGCGUCGUACACUUCGGGCACGUUUCCCGUGCAGACGUACAACAAUGGCUUGGAAAAGUGCAGGCAGGCGUCCGACUUCCUCUUCGACUUUUACAGAGACAUUGUGCGAAAGUACGCGUCCACUUUGUAAAUUCUCUCUUCGAUCCGUGUAAAUAUAUAUUUUUUAUAUUGAGAAACGAUUCAAUAAAAAAUGCAAACUUAUGUUUAAAA